Messenger RNA from Brassica napus (rape), 1888 nucleotides. RefSeq lists its product as uncharacterized. The coding region runs from base 903 to 1367 and encodes 154 amino acids. The record is from RefSeq and is a predicted model, not a curated record. Lineage: Eukaryota; Viridiplantae; Streptophyta; Magnoliopsida; Brassicales; Brassicaceae. Gene Ontology annotation, molecular function: zinc ion binding. The transcript is spliced from 2 exons.
AAAUAUUAUAAUAUUAUUAAUAUAAAUUAUGCGCACAAAUUAUAAAUUAAUUUAAAAUUAAAAGUAAAUAAUAAUCAGUUAUUAUAAUAUAUUUACUUUAUAAAUAUUUAUAUUCGUGCAUGGGCACGGAAAAAUUACCUAGUUAUUUUAUAGUUUUAAUGAUAUUUUCUAGAUAAAAAAGUAAUUUUUUUAAUAUGUGUGUUUUUUUUAAAACAUUUUAUAGUUAGUAGCAGAUUGAGUAUUAAUUAAGAACUUUUCCUCUUUCUCUUUCCUAAAUUUAUUAUUUAUUAUUAUUUUUUAAAUGUUAAGAACUCCUUUUGGUGCUGCUGUUGCUGUUGUUGGAGGUGGUCUAAGAUGCUAAUCUACUUCCGACUUCUGAGUAGUCCAUGUGAUAGAAGAAGUAGGUGGAUCAUGAGAUUGCGCGGCGUAUGUAAUGCUACAGUAAAAGAUUAUUAUCGUUAAAAGAAACAACUUGGCGAUCUAUUUCCCCACCGGAACUAUGGUGUCGCACUAUUUCUCCAUCAAACUAUUGUCUCGUUUCAUUUCCCCACCAAACGAAAGUUAAAUAUCUAUAUACCCACCAUAUCAAAGUUAAAUAUCUCUUUUCCCACCCGACCAAUUUCAAUGGUUAAAUGUCGAAACCCCAGUACCAAACCAUCAAACCUCCGUUAGUAAACCGAAGGAAAACCCAAAUAUUGUUAAACCGGACCUAUAUCUCGGUGAUAACCCGACACAACGGUCAAAAAUCCCAAAUCUAAAAAAUCCCAAAUUGAUAAGAACCCUAGAAAAAACUGUAUAAUGUGAAUCUCAGAGUUCUUCUUCUUCUUUUCUUAUUGUCGAGUGCUUUUUGCUUUUUGUUCUUAAUCUCUUCUCACUUUGUGUUAAUUUUCAGAUCUAAAGCCAUGAGUAACGUGUCUGGAGCUUCUAGUGGUUCGUCAAGUGGACGUUCUGGAGGCAGAGUGUUUGGUGUGCCGAGAAUUUGUCAUUGUGGGGUUCAAAUAAUGGAAUUGGUUUCUAAAUCCAGCAACAAUCCGUACCGGCGUUACUAUCGUUGCGGAUAUGCUGUAUCUAAGAAGCUCUCGAAUGACAAUCACACUUUCAAGUGGGUCGAUGAGGCUUAUUUAGAUGAGAUAGAGGCAUUAAAAAUGAAAAAUGCUUCACUUGCGGCAAAACUGGAGACAGUUACAAUGGAGAGGAAUGAGUUUGAGAGAAUAGUGUUUGAGAAUGUGCAAAUGAAGCUUGAAAAGGAGAUUUUCGAGAGAGUUGAAGAGGCUUUGGUUGAAUCAUCUUCUACGAUGAAGAAAAUGAUGGUUGUUGUAGUUGUUUUGUGUAUGGUCAUGGUUGGGUUUAGUAAGCUCUUUGGUUGAAAAGGUUUAUAUAGGAAUGACCUUUGUUUUAGUAAUCUUAUGUUUUGUGUGUUUGAUCAUUGUGGUUUGUGUACAAGCUUCUAGUUGCAGUAACAAAGAUAAUAUGAAGUGCAAAACAAAGAUAGAUAAAUGUCAUUACAUUACAUGGAUCCAAGACCAUUAAGUUCAAAACCAAAGAUAUAUGUCAUUACAUAGCUGUCGAAAAUUAAGUUCAAAACAAAAGAUAAUAGAUGCCAUUACAUACUUGAGUGAGAGUUCCUUGUGAGGAUUCACCUGCAGUUUGAGAUGUGCUUACCGGUACCGAAUCAUCAUGCUUGCCCUGCUUUGUAUGCCACCUCGAGUUGUGAUUAGCCUUACCACAAAUGGCACAAUGCAUAGUCCUUUUCUUGGCUUUUGGUAGCUUCUUGGUUGGUGACUCAUUCACACCUCUUUUCCUUGUCUUAUCCGCUUUGGUGAGCUUCUUCUUCUUCUUCCCUGUUUCUUUCCCUCGUUCUCCCUCUGUUUCUUCCCCUUGUUCAUCC